AUGAAUUCUGAUCAUUAAAAAUUUUAUAUUAUAAGAUAAAUAAAACACAUUAAUUAUCAAUCAUUACUAUCUAGAUCUUCCCAAAUAUAAAAAUAUAAGGGAUAGAAAUCUAAAAAAUAUUGGGAAUGCGAUCAAAACAUAAAUACUAUUCCAUAAUCCAAAAUCCAAAGAAAAUGUUUCAAUAGGGUUUUAAUUUUCUAUUGUUUUUACUUUAAAUUCAUCUCUUCUUGUAUCAUACUCAUUAUAUAUUAGAGCUUCAAAAGCAUACUUCAUAGGACUUAAAUAUUGUAACCAGCUUAUCCAAUCCAUAAACAAAGAUUGAUUAGCAUAAAAACCAGAGAAAGCUAUAAGAGGCAUCAAAACUACAGGAAUUAUUCCAGAUGCAUUUUUAGCAUCAGAUAACAUAGAUCCAACCAUCAAUCCUAAAAUUACAAUAUUAUCAUACCCAAACUAUUUCCACUUAAUCCAAGUAAAAUACAAACAAAAAUAUUAAUUACAACAGUACUAGCAGUUUAAUCAUUUAAACCUAUCAUCCAAUAGCAUAUUAAUUAUUAAAUAAUGGGGAAGACAAUUAAAAAUGGUAUUUCUAUAGAACUCUUUCCAACAAAAUAUGCAAAUGUUGAAUAGAGCUUAGAAUUUUCUUCUCUUAAAAAAACAUCUCUUUCUGAAGGAAAUUGAACGAUAACAGGAUUUAAUGCAGUCAUAAAACUACUCAUAACAAGAAAGAAAAGUCCUCCUGUUGUACUUUAAGUACCCUUAAAUCCAGGUUCAUUAGCAGCACCCCAAAAAAUACCUCCAACUAAUAAUCCUAGAAAUACAGCCAUAACAACUCUACUUCUUACUAAUAUUUUAUCUCUUUUUACGUUAAGAAUACCUCUUUUUAAGAUCUAAAUCACCUAUUAUUAAAAGUUGGC
This is a messenger RNA of Paramecium sonneborni, 914 nucleotides long. The record is from the annotation of a GenBank genome assembly. Lineage: Eukaryota; Ciliophora; Oligohymenophorea; Peniculida; Parameciidae.